Molecule: messenger RNA, 694 nt
Organism: Papaver somniferum (opium poppy)
Lineage: Eukaryota; Viridiplantae; Streptophyta; Magnoliopsida; Ranunculales; Papaveraceae
Product: protein ORAOV1 homolog
Exons: 1
Coding region: 32-457 (141 amino acids)
Source: RefSeq, a predicted model, not a curated record
CCUUCACUCUUUCCAUCUCCACCACAAAAUCAUGGAAUCUCUAUCUAUUAACUCUCCAAAAAACGAUGAUUUGGAUCCAUGGGAUGCAAUAAACUCUUUAGAUGAUACGCAUCGCCAGGAAGGAAUUGAUGCAGGAUAUAAAGAUGGUCUGAUUUCAGGAAAAGAAGAUGGGAAACAAGUAGGCUUAAAAUUAGGGUUCGAAGUUGGAGCAGAAUUAGGGUAUUAUCAAGGUUGUUUAGAUGUUUGGAACUCAGCUAUUAAAAUUGAACCCAAUUGUUUUUCAUCUAGGAUUCAAAACAAUAUCAAACAGAUGACUGAAUUAAUCAAAACAUAUCCAGUUUUUGAUCCUGAGAAUGAGAAGGUUCAAGAGAUUAUGAAUGCUUUGAGAUUGAAAAUUAAAGUUAUUUCAGCUACAUUGUCAAUGAAAUUGGAGCACGGAAAGAGCCUUGAUUUUUGACGAGGAGAUUAUCGCUUUCUCAUAUAUGGUAUAAUUUGGCUUCCUAGCUUUAUUUGAUAAUUUGGUAUUACUUUAUGAAUUUGUGUGUUCACGGAUUAGUCCUUAUGUGAUCAAGAGUUAUGAAUUUAAUAUACCAGUUUAUGUUGUUUGUAGUAAUUGAUGUCAAUACAAUACUAUGAAGUGAUAAUAUUGUUGUUUUUAACUUACACAAUAUAUUUUUCGUUAUUUAUUGUGGUC